AGCCAACAAGAGGAAGAAGAAGAGCGUUUUGUUGUAAAGCGACGGCACAGAAGGAAUUCAGAACUUGUUAACCAAAAUAAUAAAUCAUUUACUCUAAAUUUACGACAAAGUAAUACUAAAUAGCUGCAAUAAUGGCGAAAAUGGCAUUUCAACAUCAGGCUGGCACGGCCAUGGAAUGUUUAAGCAUACCAAUAACGCUGCACAAGGAAAAGGAUUAUGACCAAGAAGGACGAGAAAUCCUGAAAUGUGGCUUUAAAAUUGGAGGCGGUAUUGACCAGGACUAUAAGAAGAGUCCACAAGGCUACACGGACUAUGGCAUUUACGUCACUGAAGUGCACGAAGGAAGUCCUGCUGCCCGGGCGGGUCUGCGCAUUCAUGAUAAAAUACUGCAAUGUAAUGGCUAUGACUUCACAAUGGUCACCCAUAAAAAGGCCGUUAGUUAUAUUAGGAAAAACCCGAUCCUUAAUAUGUUGGUGGCACGCAAAGGCGUCACUUCCACAUAGAUGGAAAAAGGAUUAACGGAAUUGAGCCGGACCUCUAUGGGAAGCAGGAGAAGCUUAUUAACUAAAUCGACUAUACUGCCUCUCACACUUUAACUUUCUUUGCUCUAAGGAUCUCUUCAAAACUCCGAAUACUUACAAUUAGAUAUAUAAUAUAAAUAUAAAUACAUAGCUCAUACUUACAUAUACAUUUAUAGACAUACAUACAUACCUAACUUAUGCAUAUCGCACAACAUACACACAUAUAUAUAUAUAGAGAGAGAGAUACAUACCAUUUGUUUAUGUAUGUAUAUGUAGCACUUAGCAAUGCUUCUUGUUAAAUUCAAUUUCUUUGCCUUGGUUUUAAGUAGCCAUUCUCCCCCUAGGUUGUUAUAUUGUAUGUGCUGCUCAUCAGUUGCCAAGACACCGUCGUAAACAAGAUGCCAAAACCGUACAGCGAAAAACUUGACCAUAAACAGAUAGUACUACUUUGUAGAAAUUGCCAGAAUUGAUAUCUAUUAAUAUAUAAACAAUUUUUGUACAGCUUUUGUACUUUUAUACAUAGCAAGUAUAUACAUAGAUACAUACAUUCACACACACACAUGCAAUAAGUGUGUUCCACUAUCGCCACCCACAGAAGCAUUCCAAAAUGAAAAUGAGGCAAAAACAAAGAAAGAAAUGAUAAAAGAAAAACCAUCGCAAAAGUUGUUAAGACACUCACAUAAUACUUACAUACAUAAAUCAAUAUAUACUACUUGUGAUAAAUGCCGUUAAUUGUGCAGAAGAGAUGUGUAUACAAAAUACAUUUUUUAAGUUUUUAA
This is a messenger RNA of Drosophila willistoni, 1300 nucleotides long. RefSeq names its product tax1-binding protein 3 homolog. The record is from RefSeq and is a predicted model, not a curated record. Bases 132 to 503 code for a protein of 123 amino acids. Gene Ontology annotation, cellular component: postsynaptic density; postsynaptic membrane; adherens junction. NCBI's taxonomy places the organism in Eukaryota, Metazoa, Arthropoda, Insecta, Diptera, Drosophilidae. Gene Ontology annotation, biological process: neurotransmitter receptor transport, endosome to postsynaptic membrane; neurotransmitter receptor transport postsynaptic membrane to endosome. The transcript has 3 exons. Gene Ontology annotation, molecular function: protein binding.